Salmo salar (Atlantic salmon) is the source of this 1655-nucleotide messenger RNA. Its product is annotated as signal recognition particle 14 kDa protein. Gene Ontology annotation, molecular function: 7S RNA binding; endoplasmic reticulum signal sequence receptor activity. NCBI's taxonomy places the organism in Eukaryota, Metazoa, Chordata, Actinopteri, Salmoniformes, Salmonidae. The record is from RefSeq and is a predicted model, not a curated record. Gene Ontology annotation, biological process: SRP-dependent cotranslational protein targeting to membrane. Gene Ontology annotation, cellular component: signal recognition particle, endoplasmic reticulum targeting.
CUCAUCGAAGAAGAAGUGCGUACUUGCAAGUUGAAAGGUCACGGGGCGGUGUUUCAUGUUGUACUAGCUACGUGUGCUUCUGACGGGCUAGCCAGCAAGCUGAAGCGAAAUAAUUGCAGUGAACAUCAUGGUACUACUUGAAAACGACUCGUUUUUGACGGAGCUGACACGGCUGUUCCAGAAAUGCAGGACAUCAGGCAGUGUUGCCAUCACGUUAAAGAAAUAUGAUGGGAGAACCAAACCAGUCCCCAGGAAAGGUCACCCAGGGAAUUAUGAACCAGCAGACAACAAGUGUCUACUCAGAGCGUCAGACGGCAAGAAGAAAAUCAGCACAGUGGUUAGUAGCAAAGAAGUAAUCAAGUUCCAGAUGGCAUACUCUAACCUCCUGAGAGCUCACAUGGACGGGCUCAAGAAGAAAGACAAGAAAAGCAAAAGCAAGAAAACCAAAGCCACCCAAUGAGCAACAGACUCUUUCAUAGCAUACUGGGGGAACCCAGACUGGCCUGUACCACCUCCAAGGAGCUCCAACUAUCACCUCUACCUCUAUCCUUCCUGCUCUAUGUUCCCUGAGGCCCACCAUCCUCCACCUGGGGACAGCUUUGACAUCAUGCCAUUGUUUACACAGCAAUGUCUCAUCCCUGGCCAGUGAAUGGCAUCGUCUAUAUAGGGCGGGAGGAAGGGAGAGCUGAGGAUAUUUAACACUCAGAGGAUACUACAAGGGAGCUGCCUUUUGAUUCACCCCCCCCCAAAUCAUCUAUGGUGUGGAUAAAGGUUACACAGAGCUGCUUUCAUUUAUGGAGUCACUGAAAGGAUGGAGCACGUCGAUGAAAUGCCUUUCAAAUCGUUUUAAUUUGAACUACUAGGCCCUGUCUCUCUUUAUGUUUGAAUUAUCCCUCAAUUUGAUUUGCUUGUCAAUUUGAUUACAUUUUCACUAAAGUUCUGAUUUACUUUCCAAUUGGACCUUGUCUUAACCAUUUGUGGAUAGAUUAUUACUGUGUACUGUGAGUGAAUAUGCCAUAUACAUUUGUUAAGGUUGGGGCUGAAUGCUUUUUCUUGCUAUUCAAAUUAAUAUUAUUUUUAUGAGGGAAAGUGAGAUCCUGAGUUUUUGUCUUAAGAAAUACCAACAAAAUUAUUAAAUGGUUGAGUUCCUUAUUGGUCCAAUUAAAUUUUUCAACAGUCAUGUGUCUGUCCACUAAAUGAAGUUGGUAAAUUCAUAGUUGUAAGGCAAGCUGUAGAGGAAGGGCCCCAAAGUAAGCUGACACAAUGCUGCUUUGGUACUUAGAAAUGUGUCGUUGUUUCCUGUGUUCUAAUUUGUGGGAUGGAUAUGUCAUGAUGGAAUAUUGAGUGAGGGGAAAGUAUUUUGAAACUUAAUGAUUUAGUAUAUUUACUGGCAGCUGAAAGGCAUUUGAUCUAUGGAUACAGAGAGAACCUUGUACAUUAGUGUUUGAGGUUAAAAACUAUCACAACACCUAACCAUGGAAAUGCUCUGUAAGGAUUAUAAUUACUUUCCAGUGAAUGUGACAAACGCAGGGCUGACACUUUUGACAUAAUUCAUCUGCCAUUUAUGUCACUAUCAGAAUGUCAUUUGUGAGGAAUACAGCUGAUGUUACUGUAAAUUGAUCUGGUUCUUUUUCAAAAUAAAUUACAAUAUGGCA